AGUAGCAGCGCAGGAGGAGGAGGAGUUCAUCACUUUUCCUUUGCACUGUCGACUAUCUGUGCCUGUUAGGCUGAGUCUGACAACUUAAUUGGUUCCCCCGGGCGCUCUUUUCUUCUUCUUCAAAUUCAGCUUUUCGUGCCGUCUGCCACACCUGCCUGCCAAGCUGAUGGGCGCGGCUGGGACCAGUGCCCAAAUCUCUGUUUUGACUUGCCUGGGAAAGUUGAGCGAAAAGACACAAUAGGAUUGAGGACUAUAAGGACAUCCCCGCACGACGCGUCAGCUUCACAUAAACACAUUGUUCCUCCGGUGGUGGAUCAGUCGCUCCAUCCUGCGAGGAAUCCGUAUUUGAUCGGUAGUUGUUGGAAGUGGCUGAAGAUUAAAAUGGGAUGGACGAGUUAACAAGGCAGAUGGACUUCUCAGAAGAAAAGGUUGUCACAGAAACCGUAACCUCCACAACCAGACUGACAUCUCUCCCACCAAAGGGAACCAGCGGAUCAAAUCACAGGAAUAUGUCCAGCAGUGCUGGAGGGUUGGGCUUGGAGAAGAAUGUCUUAACCCAGAACAGCAGCAGUGGAACUUACUUUUCUUCAUCUUCUGUAGGUGUGAACACCGGGAGCUACAGCUCCUCCUCGGGAAUCUACCUCGGCGGAGACUCCUCAGGAGGGGGUGAAGGAGGUGGGACCUACAUAGAUGGAGAAAGCUAUGGAAUUGCCACAGGAGGAGGAGGAGGAGGAGGAGGAGGAGGAGGAAGCAGCGGAGGCAGUUAUCUCGUGAGCUCCGUGUCCAAGGUCCGGUCCAGCUCGUCGGGCGGUGCCAGGAGGACUCAGACUGCUGGCUCAUCAGGAGGCCUGUCGCCAGCUUUCCGGGAGAGGAAGCACAUAUCCAGCCGCUCAGGAGGCUAUGAUGGGAGUUCCAGUGCUAAUUCCUCUCCAGAAUUUACUCGCAAAGAUUAUGGAAACUAUUGCUCUGGUGCCACCAGAGGGAGAAGCGAAAGCAGAGAAAGCGAGAUCAGAGUCAGACUGCAAAGUGCCUCCCCCACUCCCUGCAGAUGGACAGAGUUGGAUGACGUGAAGAAACUGCUGAAGGGACGCUCUAGCAGCGUCAGCCCCACUCGCUCCUCCAGUGCCUCCAUCACCCUGCCUGUCCCUAAAAAGGCCAGCGUGGAGACCAAGACCAUCUCAGUGGCCUCUCAGUCAGUUUCAAGUUCUUUUGGCUCUGGUGUGAGAUCACCUGGGUUCAACACCAUUGAUUUAUCAGGACUGUAUGAUACUGGCUUGACAAAUGGAAAGCUUGAUAAAUCAAGCCAGUAUGAUAUCACAGACAAGUAUGAUACUGGUGUCAAAUCAAUUCAGUAUGAUGGUAGUCUGAAAUCAGGACAGUAUGAUACUGGUGUGAGGUCAGUACAGUAUGGUGGUAGUCUGAAAUCAGGCCAGUAUGAUACUGGUGUGAGGUCAGUACAGUAUGAUGGUAGUAUGAAAUCAGGACAGUAUGAUACUGGUGUGAGAUCAGGACAGUAUGAUACUGGUGUGAGAUCAGGACAGUAUGAUACUGGUGUGAGAUCAGGACAGUAUGAUAUCAGUGUGAAAUCAGGACAGUAUGAUACUGGUGUCAAAUCGACUCAGUAUGAUGGUAGUCUGAAAUCGGGGCAAUAUGAUACUGGUGUGAGAUCAGUGCAGUAUGACACCACUGUAAGAUCAGGUCAAUAUGACACUCUGGACUCCACGGUGUUCCCCACUUUCUCCUGGUCCACCUCCACUCUGCCGUCCUCCUCCACUACAGUCAUUGCCGGCAACACCAGCAGCUACACAUACCAAAGUGGGCAGGUCAGCACCAACAACAUGGCUGCAGGCUUGGCGCCAGUCACCCCCACCUCUCCAUCACCCCUGUCAGUUUAUGGCUUUCAGAAUAACCUGGCACCCACCUCGGCCAGUGUGCUCACCACCAGUGGAGCCAACGUAAAUGCUAACCUGGGAGGAUAUGGUGUUCAGAAGAACGUGACCAACGGUGGCAGCGCCAUCAGCACUGGAGUCUCUACAACCACUAGAUCCCAAACUGAUGAUGUCUAUAAGAAAGACUAUAAGUACGUGGUCUCUGAAAAAGAAAACGUUCCAGCCAAAAGGGAGACAGAUAUGCUCAUUUUGGCAAAAGACACCGGCAAGCAGUUUACCAGCAGCGGUAUUCAUGUAGGAGGAGGGUCACUGUCAGGAGACUCGAUAAAGAAGGAGAAGCUUAUUUCGAGCUACGGUGAAACAGCUCAACUAAAGACAGAGACGGGCAACUCUUACUAUGGUUCAUCUGGAGUUGUAAUGAAAGACAAAGCCACCUAUGCAGAGAUUCACAGGGACAGCGGCAUCUUCGGAGGUGGAGGACUAUGCUGUUGUUCGGACUCCUGCUGCUCCUGGUGGAAGUGGCUGCUGGGCCUUCUCCUUCUCUCCCUGCUCUUGCUGGGACUCCUGUUUGGCCUCAUUGCUCUGGCUGAGGAUGUGAGAAAGCUGAAGAGUCGAGUGGCGACCCUGGAAGCUGGGUCAUCGGUCGCUGGCGCCCACACCAGUCGGCUGUCUUCCAAUGAUAUCAAUACUUAUGUGGAUGGUGGAGGUGUGGGCACUGACAACACCAUAGGCGUGGGUGGAGGAGGUGGAAGUUCAGGAUCCAGGACACAAGUUCAGAUUUCCACAAGUGAUGCCAGCGCAGGUGGUAAUGGCAUUGGAGUGUCUGCUGGUACUUCUGGUGUUGGAGCUGGUACCAGUUCCAGUGGGAGCUCCAGCAGUAGUGGAAGCAGCAGCGUCGGGAGUGCUGGUACAAGUCAAAGUGGUAGAAUUGAUGCUGCUGGUACCAGUCAGCGAGUUGGGGUUACCGAUUUUGCUGGUGGUGCCGGUACUGGCACUGACCUCAGGAUCAGCGUGAGUGGAGGACACAUAGAUUCUGCUGCGCUUCAACUGGCCAUCCAGCACAUGUUAAGGGCUGAAAUGCAGUCGCAGGCAUUCAAAGCUACUUUAGCGUCCUCAGUACAGGCAGAGAGAGGAUUGCCUGGGCCUAAAGGUGACCCUGGAACUAAAGGAGAGCCUGGUUUCCCUGGCAUCCCAGGUCCUCCAGGUGCGAUGGGACAUCCAGGCCCCGAAGGUCCCAAAGGACAAAAAGGAACCCAAGGUGAACACGGAGCCGAGGGGCCACCGGGUCUCAGAGGUCGUGAGGGCCCAGUUGGCCCGAGAGGUGAGCCAGGACCUCCAGGCUUUGGAAUUAAAGGCGACAGAGGUGCUCAUGGAGAUCCUGGGGUUCCUGGGCCUGUAGGACCUAUCGGGCCCCCUGGACCAAAAGGUGCACAGGGGCUUUCUGGACUUUCUGGGCCACCAGGUCAACCAGGUCCUCAAGGUUUCCGUGGCGAAUCAGGGCUUCCUGGGGCUAAAGGUGAUAGAGGGCUGGCUGGAUUCCAGGGACUUAAAGGUGAAACUGGUGACAAAGGUCCCAGAGGUGCACAAGGUGAACCCGGUUUACCAGGUCCGCCCGGGCCAGCUGGAGAAAAAGGCUCCAAAGGAUCAGUGGGACUUUCUGGACAAGAUGGCGCAAAGGGAUCAAGAGGUGACCAAGGACCUGCUGGGCCUCCUGGACUCAGAGGUCCUGCUGGGCCUCCUGGGGAUAAUGGACUUCCAGGAACACCUGGACUUCAAGGACCACCAGGGAUACCAGGAAAUCCAGGACAACCCGGCACCAAAGGUGACACUGGUGCACCAGGACGCAUCAUCAAUGCAGCAGGUGGCUCCACUGCUGUUGGCAUCCCAGGAGCACCUGGGCCUGCCGGUCCUCCUGGUCCCCCUGGGCCUCCAGGAUUAUCAGGUCCCAUCGGCCCUGCUGGUCUGCCUGGCCAACCUGGUCCUAAAGGUGACAGAGGAGAAAAGGGAGACCUGGGAGAAUCAGAACUAUCCAUGAGGACGAGUGAGAGGGUUUCUUCAAGCAGAACAGACAGGCUGUUUCGUGAAAAUGGAGGUUUGGCACAGUCUGGCCCACCCGGCCCACCGGGUCCACCUGGGCCUCCAGGACGUCCAGGAGAUUCCAGACAAGGACCUCCAGGACCACCUGGGCCCCCAGGCCAGCCAGGUUAUGGAAGACCAGGACCUAAAGGAGACAAAGGGGACUCCAGCUUUGUAUCCAGUGCUGGUGCAGCCUUAUAUCCAGGACCACCAGGGCCUCCUGGGCCUCCCGGGGCUAAAGGAUCAACAGGUCCUCAAGGGCCCAGGGGAUACCAAGGUGAACCUGGUCAGCCAGGUGUGCCCGGCACCCCAGGAACACCAGGAACCAACGAGAGAGUGUCAACAUAUGCUGGAGGACGUGGGCUCCCAGGACCACCGGGCCCACCAGGGCCUCCAGGGCCUCAAGGACUCAAAGGGGACACUGGAGCUCCUGGGAUUCCAGGCUCUUCAAGAGGCUCAGUCUCAGUCACCUCAGGUCCUCCUGGUCCUCCAGGUCCUCCUGGCCCUCCAGGCUUGCCGGGCUCCUUUGCUUCUUCUACUGAGAUGCGGCAGUACAUCAGUGACUAUUUAAGUAGAGCCAGGCAAUCUGCCAUUCCUGGACCACCAGGUCCACCUGGACCACCAGGACCCCCUGGAACCUACUCAGGCUCUAUAGAUGACAUCUCUCUUCGUGUUAUUGCAUACCUACGACGUUCAGACUCAGGGUUCAGCUUGGGUGUUCAGGGUCCUCCAGGACCACCUGGUCCUCCUGGACCUGCCUCUGGAUCCCUGACAGUCAGCGGUCUCGUAGCUAUGCUUCAGAGAGAUGACGUGAGGAGAUAUUUGACAGGACCACCAGGGCCACAAGGGCCACCAGGACCACCAGGGACAUCAGUAGGACUUUCAGGCAGUUAUAGAGUAGAGGAGAUAGCUACAUAUGUCUUCAAUAUCAUGAACGAAAGAGGGAUUGCAAGAGGUCCACCUGGGCCACGUGGUCUUCCUGGGGUUCCAGGGCCUCCUGGUCCAGCAGGGUCUGGCUUCACUACUGCUACUAUUGACUAUUCUGCACUAAUAAAGAAUUCAGAUUUCCGUUCAUGGAUCGCAUCUGCUGUUCAACAAGGCCCUCCUGGUCCUCCGGGUGUUCCAGGGCUACCCGGCCCUGCUGGCCCUCAGGGUCCGCCAGGUGUCUCCACUGCUACUGUGUAUGGGGCAGGAGGUCGUGGCUACAGCUUGGAAGAAAUCCAGCGUUACUUGCAGGGUUCUGGGUUUAGAGGUCUUCCUGGCCCUCCUGGUCCUCCAGGUCCACAGGGACCACAGGGUCCACCAGGCACUUACACUGGAUCAGUUUCUUACAGUGGGAACUUCCCCAGGGAGAGCAUCCGCACUGAAAUUCAGCAGUAUCUAACCAGUGACAGUGUUCGCCGUACCAUCACGGGACCUCCAGGGCCUCCCGGUCCAAGGGGUCAGAAAGGAGAGCGUGGAGAGCCAGGCUACCUCCAGACCUACGCACAGAGCCAGACCUACUCUCAGGGUGACUCUCGCAACAGCCCACAGAUCACACAGAUUGAUGUCAGCAAGCUUGCUGAGACAUUGGACUACUCUAAUGUCGCCAUGAAAGUUACAGACUACAUCAAGAGUCAGGGCCUGCUGCAAGGGUAUUCAGGUGGGGCUUUGACCACAAAUGUUCGAGCUAUUCAAGGCCCUGCAGGCCCGCCUGGCCCUCCUGGACCACCUGGUCACAGCCGUGUCUUUGCAGCCUACAGCAAUAUCACAGCUGAUCUCAUGGACUUCUUCAGACUCUAUGGCACCAUUCCCGGCCCUCCAGGAAGCCCUGGACCAAAAGGGGAAAGAGGGUACCCAGGACCCAAAGGAGACAAAGGUGAUCCUGGGCCUCCAGGUUUAGCUGGAAUACCAGGGACAUAUACUGUCCAAAUUCCACACAGAGUGCAGAAGAGGGAAGCAGGCAAUAAACUGGUUGGUCGUCGUCAGAAGCAUCGCCGUCAAGCCGGCAGCGGUUAAAAGGCUAACAUACUACUGGAUCAUAACAGAUUUCAUUUCAUUUUCACUCAGUUUUUUUUUUUUUUUUUUUUUUUAGGUCUUUAACUGUACCAAUUUAAGUAGCUAAAAUGCUUUUCACUGUUUCCAACUGUAGAAAAGUCAGUUUGAGAAAAUAAAAGCAGCCAGAAAAAUGCAUCAGUGUCUUUAAAACAGCUUCAGUAGACAAUAAGGGUUUAUAGAUGCUUGUCAAUUUUUUUUUAAAUCAUUUGGGUGUAUAAUGUUUACUUUGUUUAAUUAGAAGCUUGCAAUCGGACUUUUUCCUGGGGCAGCUUUGUUUAAGAGAAUAUAUUUUUAAGCAACAAGUAGCAGUCGCUGAUAUUUUUUGCAUCUUUUUCCACACUGAGUGCCUGGUGUACCUUUUUUUUUUUUUUAAAAAUUGUUGUCAUAUGAGGAUUAUAUUGUAUUGAGGACUAUAUAAGUGUAUCCAUCAGCAUUCACCACAUACAAAUUACAACAGCUUACUCUUUAAACGCAUACAUAUAAUAUUAUGUAAACCUGACAGUCUCAGACAGACGGGGGGUUACAGUUAAUGUUGCUGCAGACACAACUGAUAAUUGUGGGUUAGAGACACAUUGUUGGCGUGGUUGAAAGAGUGACUCGGAUGAUCACUAAGCAGUGGAUUGGAUUGUAUAUUUUUUGUGUGAAAGGGCACUGAAUUUGAUAUAUUUUUCUUUAUACCUUUAAGUGUUGCAGAGAUUAAGUUAUAAAAUGUUCCCAGAUUAUGUUUUUACAUGAUUAUACCUAUUGACAUUUUGUCAAUAAAUUUGCAAAGGAAAAAAAAAUAGAAAAAUA
This is a messenger RNA of Oreochromis aureus, 6794 nucleotides long. RefSeq names its product collagen, type XVII, alpha 1b (gene col17a1b). Bases 387 to 5963 code for a protein of 1858 amino acids. The record is from RefSeq and is a predicted model, not a curated record. The transcript has 56 exons. Lineage: Eukaryota; Metazoa; Chordata; Actinopteri; Cichliformes; Cichlidae.